AUUCACCUUUGACCUGCCCUGCUUCACCUCUGACCCCUCGGUACGACGAAAGAAGAAAGCAGCUCGACCCCUAUUUUACGCAAGGAGAAACCCCGUCCUAGGAAACAGGCUGGACAUGGCAAUGGCAGGACAAGUGUCUCUCACCGAUGUGAAUGAUGGAUCUCCCACCGGGGUGCCCAAGAUUGACUGUGACAGCAAAUCAAGCAAUGCUGAAGACCAGACGACAGCACAAAAAGUCCACGUGAAUAGUGCUAGUGAGCAUACAGGAGAAAAGCGUUACAAGUGUGAUCGAUGUGACUUUUCUGCAGCAUGGAAAUCCAGCUUUGACCGUCAUAUAGCAACUCACACUGGAGACAAACCCUACAUGUGUGGGGAGUGUGGGUACAGGGCAGUUCUAAUGUCUACCUUAUCCCGACAUAUGAGAAUCCAUACAGGUGAAAAACCUUACAAGUGUGACCAGUGUGACUAUUCAGCUACACAGAAACCCAGUCUGGACAAGCAUAUAGCAGAAAAUCACACAGGUGAAAAACCCUACAAGUGUGACCAGUGCGAUUUUUCUGCAAUGCAGAAAUCCCACAUUGACUACCAUAUAGCAACAAAGCACACUGGUGAGAAACCCUACAUGUGUGGAGAGUGCGGGUAUAGGACAGUUCUAAAGUAUACCUUAUCCACACAUAUGAAAAUCCACACUGGAGAAAAACCCUUCAAGUGUGACCAGUGCGAUUUUUCUGCAAUACAGAAACCCCACAUUGACUAUCAUAAAGCAACAAAGCACAUUGGUGAGAAACCCUACAUGUGUAGUGAGUGCGGCUACAGGACAGUUCAAAAGUCUAAGUUAUCACGACAUAUGAAAACCCAUACAGGGGAAAAACCCUACAAGUGUGACCAGUGCGACUAUUCUGCAGCGCGGAAAUCCACUUUGGACAACCAUAUGGCAGCAAGGCACACUGGAGAGAAAUCCUAAAGUGUGACCAGUGUAACU
Branchiostoma floridae (Florida lancelet) is the source of this 982-nucleotide messenger RNA. Its product is annotated as zinc finger protein 525-like. Gene Ontology annotation, molecular function: DNA-binding transcription factor activity, RNA polymerase II-specific; RNA polymerase II transcription regulatory region sequence-specific DNA binding. The record is from RefSeq and is a predicted model, not a curated record. NCBI's taxonomy places the organism in Eukaryota, Metazoa, Chordata, Leptocardii, Amphioxiformes, Branchiostomatidae. Gene Ontology annotation, biological process: regulation of transcription by RNA polymerase II. Gene Ontology annotation, cellular component: nucleus. Bases 116 to 964 code for a protein of 282 amino acids. The transcript is spliced from 2 exons.